AUGCAACUUGAAAUUUUCGAUCAAUCCUUAAGCAAAGAUCCAACUUGGCCUUGUCUUUAUUAUGAAGAAAACGUAAGCUUUGAUGCACCUAAAGAAAUACACGAAGUUUAUAUUCCUGACGAUAAUGACGUUAAUGAUACAAGCAGAUAUCGUACGCCCGUUAAAAAAAAAAAGUAUAAAAUUAACCUGGAUGAAGCUAGAAUGAUUAAAGUAGAAGAAGAGAAAGAAAAACGUAAACAAAUUAUUUAG
This is a messenger RNA of Dentiscutata erythropus, 249 nucleotides long. Lineage: Eukaryota; Fungi; Glomeromycota; Glomeromycetes; Diversisporales; Gigasporaceae. The record is from the annotation of a GenBank genome assembly.